Molecule: messenger RNA, 890 nt
Organism: Chaetomium fimeti
Lineage: Eukaryota; Fungi; Ascomycota; Sordariomycetes; Sordariales; Chaetomiaceae
Exons: 1
Coding region: 213-806 (197 amino acids)
Source: RefSeq, a predicted model, not a curated record
AGACUACCAACAACUCAACGAGUAUACCCCUGCGCCGGCAAUUCGUCGGCGGCUGCAGUUUGGCCCACCACUGCCUUUCUCGUCUUCAACAACCAACCCAGGCAGCCAACCCAGGCAGCCGUUAAAGGCUGCAACUUGCCCACGCACUCUCGACCCGAAACUCCAUCAAUACCUAGCUAUUCCGUCCCUGCAACGCAACAAGCCCAACAGACAUGACGGAUUCUAACAAAUUGAGUGAGAACCCUACUCACGAUGCCUCAACUCAUCUGGAUGGCAAGUUCCCAUCCUCCCAAACUUCAGGCAAGGACGACACGCUAACGGCACCGCUAGGACCAGAGGCCGGCCGCGACGACAACGACGGCAAACAAAACGACUUCGAACCCUGUACCUUCUUCUUCUACGGUAGCCUCAUGGACCCCCAGGUGCUGAUGGCAGUCGCCAAGCUGGACGACCAGCCCGACCUGCAGGACGUAUGGGUCGAGGGCUUUGAGAUGAAGAUGUGGGGUGGCAUCUACCCGGUGCUGUUGCCGAUCAACGACACCGAUAACAACAGCGGCGCGAGCCACCGGAUCAAGGGCAAGGCAUGGCGCGCUACUACCAUGGACCAGUGCCUGCGGCUUCAGCGGUACGAGACGUCAGCGUACGAGCCUGCCGACUGUCGUCUAUACCACCCGGGGGGCGGCGAGCCGACCAAGGGUCUGGUGUUUGUGUGGGCUCGGGAUCCCGGAAGUAAUCAGCUCGCGGAAGGGGUAUUUGAUUUGGAGGAUUGGCAGAAGACUCAUAAACCGAGUCGCUUUCCAGUUUAGAGUUCUGUUAUAGUUAGGUACUGCUCGUUCCGGAGGAUUCUGGAAAUUCUCCAGGAAGCAAUUCAAUACAGUUUCUACGAUUAG